GUACCGCAGGUAAAACCAGUCUUCCGUGGCAACAGUGAGGGUCCUGUUUUGUGGCUGGUGCACAGGUCCCGCCUCCUGCCCCUUCCUAUAUAAAGGCUGGGCAGCGGGCGGCCUGACACACUCCGCCGAGGCGAGAUGAUGGCGCAACUUAAUCCAGGCUUGGCUGUGUUGCUGUGUGUCGUGGUUGCAGCGCCACUCACCACCGCCACGAGUGAGUUCGUCCCUCAGAUCCCCGCCAGCCAGGAGGAAUCGCCCCUCGCCAAUCUGUGGAAGCACGCCCUCAAGGAGCAGGGUGCCGCCACACCCACCGAGAGAGACGACCAGGGACCAAAGACCUUCAUAGCGCCAGAUUAUGGAGUGGUGAUCAACUGGGUGCCGCAAGACUCCGCCCACCCACUCUACGCCCCCCAGUACAUCAACCUUUUGCGGGAGAUCCUUCUGGACUACAUGGUUCAGGUGGUGGUGAAGCCCGACGACCCCAGGAUGAGUCAACCCAACGGCCUGCAGGUGAUCAACCGCAACGGCAGGACCAUCACCUUCAAGCGGGUCGUCUCGGGAGACAUAACAGUGAACGGGAAGAAGGUUGUUAAGAGCACGGCCCACAAGGACGGCACGUUCUCCUACAUCCUGGAUAAGAGUCUCUUCGGCCACCGCGAGACAGUGCACGAGGUCUGGCAGAAGUACAUAGAAACGGUUCCUGUGUAUGACCCAUUCGGCACACUAAUAGCAGGUCCACGCGCCCCUCCUCCAGAAAAGUCGGAAACUGCUGCCGCAUCUCCUCCAGCCUCACCAUAGAAGUGCUGGCCGAAUUAAAAGGUGGAGGCAGGCAGUCCCUCACCCUCCCCGCCUUCAGUGGUGCCUUCCUCAUAUUCAGCGCUCCACUUGCACAGUGCUCCAGAACUGUUUGGUGAGCCGAGCAGCCGUCCACUGAGGGCAACACACAGAGGGGUCGCCUUCGCCUCACCACAGCAACACAGCACGAACACAGUGUUCCUCGGCCUUCAGUCAUCAGUGUUACUUUUGCCUCAUAAGAGUAAAUCAUUAUAAAUUAU
Molecule: messenger RNA, 1052 nt
Organism: Scylla paramamosain (green mud crab)
Lineage: Eukaryota; Metazoa; Arthropoda; Malacostraca; Decapoda; Portunidae
Exons: 5
Coding region: 136-795 (219 amino acids)
Source: RefSeq, a predicted model, not a curated record